GAUGCAAAUAUGACACACUAAACGUAAGUGUUAAAAUGGUUUUCUCUAAAAUAUAUUCUGUUUUUGUCUGUGCCAUUUUAGAUUAAAAAACAACAUAAAACACAACAGCAAUCAUUUACAUCAAUACGUAUGCCGUUAUCUGUAACAACUAAUAUAGAUAAGAAACCUGAAGACUCAGUUUUUAAAGUGCCGAUGUCUCCGAUAACCAAAUCCCAACCAUCAUCGUCGAAUAGUGUUACAGCAAAACCCUAUCCAAAAGCGAGAAAGAUAACAAGAAAAACAGCUUCGUUGGUUUAUAAAGAAAAUACUCCAAUUAUUAUCUCCACUCCAAAACACCUACUAUCAAACCCUCAUCGUCGUUGUUAUAAAAAAUAUGAUUUCUUUGCAGACGAUAGCGAUUCGAAUUAG
This is a messenger RNA of Didymodactylos carnosus, 408 nucleotides long. The record is from the annotation of a GenBank genome assembly. Lineage: Eukaryota; Metazoa; Rotifera; Eurotatoria; Philodinida; Philodinidae.